Molecule: messenger RNA, 2087 nt
Organism: Cladophialophora immunda
Lineage: Eukaryota; Fungi; Ascomycota; Eurotiomycetes; Chaetothyriales; Herpotrichiellaceae
Exons: 3
Coding region: 95-1936 (613 amino acids)
Source: RefSeq, a predicted model, not a curated record
AGCACAAAGCAAGUUGAAUACCCAAACAACGGCAACAGAACCAGAACCACAGCAUCAAACAUCGUUACCAUUACAAUUCAGUCCUUUCAACAACAUGUCUCCUGGAAGAACAAAGGAUGAACUGAGAAUCUUUACUCCUGUUGGCCAGUUUGGCCAAGGAUGGAACUCUAGUGUCUUCUGGGACGUGGUGGACUCCGGGGUUGACGCUAUCAUUGCCGAUGCUGGCUCAACCGACAGUGGUCCUGGCCGUCUAGCGCUUGGGAAGACUGCAGCCUCCCCCCAAGGCUACAAGAGGGAUUUUGGCGAGCUGGUCAAGGCUUGCCAUACUCAUGGAGUUCGCUGCCUGAUUGGCUCUGCUGGCGGUUCAGGCUCGAACGAGCUGGUUGACAUGAGUACUCGGCUUAUCAAAGAGAUAGUCGAGGAGAAUGGCUACCGUCCCAUGAAGGUCAUCAGCAUCUACGCCGAGAUUCCGAAGGAGACUGUCCGCCAGAAGUUCAAGGACAAUCUUAUGAGCCCCUGUGGUCAAGCCGUCCCUGAGCUAAAGGAGGACGACAUCGAUUCUGCAGUUCGGAUUGUUGCACAGAUGGGCUUGGAGCCCUACGUCAAGGCAAUGAACGAGAACCCGGACUUCGACAUCAUUAUCGGCGGUCGCUCUUAUGAUCCAGCCCCAUACGCGGCGUUCUGCAUCCAUCAUGGGUUUGAAGAUCUCGGUAUCAAUUAUGCCAUGGGCAAGAUUAUGGAGUGCGGGGCGCAAUGUGCGAUUCCUAAAUCUAGAGAAUCCCUUGCAAUUGUACGUCGCGAUAACUUCGACCUAAUCCCUCUCCAGCCAGGAGCACGCUGCACUCCCUUGUCAGUGGCUGCCCAUCUUCUAUAUGAGAAGAGCAGACCGGACAUACUCCAAGGGCCAGGCGGUGAGCUCCAUACCAAGGAUAUGACCUACGAGCAAGUUGAUGAACGCACGGUGAGAGUGCGUGGCCCUAAGUUCAUUCCACAGCCAGAGGGUGAGUAUACCGUCAAGGCCGAGGCGGCGCGCAUCAAUGGCUAUCAGAACAGUUUCGUUGGGGCUUUUAGGGACCCGAUCCUGAUUUCCCAGCUCGACACUUGGAUCCCUGCGGUCAAGGAGACGGUCGGGGCCAGGAUGUCCGGCAACUACCCAUAUGAGACCAAGAUUAUCACAUACGGCAUCAACGGUGUUAUGGGGGCUCUCGAGCCGGACAAGAGCCUGCCCAAAGAGGUCUGCGUCGUCGUCCAGUGCAGGGCACCCACGCAGGAGCAAGCCAACGAAGUGGCCAACAGGACCAAGAUGGGCUUGACCCAUGCCCCGUAUCCCGGCCAGCUUGCAACCGCCGGAAACUUCGCCUGGCCCAUCACCCCCUGCGAGACCCCGAUCGGCCCGGUUCCCGAAUUCUGCAUGUACCACCUCAUCCACAAGGCGGAUCCUGUGGGCCUGUUCCCCUUCAAGGUGGACGUUUUCGAAGGGUCCAACACGUUCGUUGAUACUCGUGAAAAAGUUGCCGUCAAGGCCGACGCUCUCAUGGGACAACUCAAGGCUCCAGCAGCCACUGCCGGCCAGCCCAAGACUUAUUAUCUGAAGCCCGCGCCGUCCGCAGGGACAUGCUAUCUAGGAGACAUUGCCUCGGUCGUCCGCAGCAAGAUCGCUGGACCCUAUGAAGUGACCUUUGACAUCAUGUUCAAGGAGGAAGAGGUCUACCAAAGGGUGAAGAAGGCGAACGUGCUCUCGGGCGCCGCUGUGGCCAAGCUCUACAAUAUUCCGGAAAGCGAUGUCGUCGCUGCUCUCUGGUGGGACCCUGCGAGAGCGUUCAAAGCCACCAUUCCCCGGUAUCGCGCCUCGGCCGGAUUUGAAGAAACAGACACGCACGGUUCACAACAGCAUGCGCCUCUUCUGUUCCUGACCCUACCUUGGGGUCGAGAGUAGUAGAGAGUGACUUUUGAAGAGGGGAUUAAACGGACGAGAGAUUUGAUCUUGACGGACUCGAUUUGGAUGUAAUUUUCUUUUUUGAAUUAAGUGUUUGGCCUAGAACAAUUCAUCCGUAAAACCCGUACUGCAUCUGAUAGAUCAAUCGAAU